GCCAGCGUCACUCUCACUUUCAGGAAUCAAUAGAAAUCGCAGCGCCCAAAGAAGGUUCUACCUGAAGGGGAAAUUGAAGAAAUCGAUUCCAAAGAACCAUCGACUGGCAUUGGUGAAUGAUGGAACUUACCCCUUUCUCUAAGGGACUAUGGACAGGUGACAAUAAAUUUCUGCAUCACCACUUCACUGACAUAUUAACAAGCGUCCACAUUACCCGGGAGAUCCCUGAAGAUGCGGUUUUCGGUCCCUGCAUCCUCCAGAACACCUUUUACGACACAAUCGCUUUCAUUGCCUUGAAAUCUUCAGACCGGAGAAGUGUACCCUACGUGUUCCGGGUGGAUGCAACUGCGUUGAAUAGUUCCACGGACGGACUGUCUUGGUUGCGACUGGUACAAGCGGCGAACAACACCAAGGAGCAGAACUUGGAGGCUUACUUGAAAAGCGGACAACUGUACUAUCGCUCCACGCGGAGGAUUAGAAAGGACGAGGAGCUCUUCGUGUGGUAUGACAGCGAGCUUUCCACGCUCCUCGGCUUCACUGACAUCAAAACCCGGACUGGCUCGAACACCUUCAGAUGCACGGACUGUGAUCAAGAACUGAAGUAUGAAAAUCCAUAUUUGGCCCAUGUUCGAUUCUUAUGCGGGAAGAGGAAGGAUUAUCUCUGGCGAGAUUUUCAGGCCCUUGGUUUUGGUCACAGCGGCCUUUUUAAAGACCCUACCAAGAGCACCGAGGUCAAAGACAAGAGCAGGGUGACCAACUUUCACAGGAUCGCCCACGAUCUGGAGCAUUCUAAGAAGAAAUCGGCGGCACAGGACGAGGGGCGACCGUCCUCUGAAAAACACCCCAACAAGCGGAAACAGGACAGUGCAGAGGAGAGCAAAAGUAGGAAAACGGUCUUAUUGGAGAAAACAAAUAACUUGGUGUGCGUCCAGGGCGGAAUUUCUAAAGAUGACCCAAGUGUUAUCCCGGCGCUAGCAGUUUCCGUCUGGAAACUUAAUUCUGAUAAGUACUUAUUGAAGAAGGAUUCAUCGGAGCAUAAAACAAGUGCAUUUACUGAGGUUCGUCGACCGCGUGAAAAGGCCAAAGCAGAGAAACCAGACGGCAGUGCUAAGGAUGAUACCCCUGACUUAUCCAGGAAGGUGGGUGCGAGAACAGACGUGAUUCUCAGUUCCUCCGGCAGCGCCUUCUCUUCAGUUUUACCUUCUGGUGUCAGAGAGGAGCAGAAGAGUGCGUUCUGUCAGCCAAGCAGACGAACCGGGGAAGGGCCCCCGAUGCUUCUCGCCCACGCACUCCAUGCUGCUGCUGAGGGCGCUGGGGAUUUAUCUGAUUCUAUCGCUACAAGCCAUCUCCUGGGCCCCUCUAACCUGCUGGGCUCCAAAUCCAUCACCACCGAUCUUGGCAAUUCUCACAUAUUACACGCAAGCGUUACAACCAACAGCCCACUUUUGUACAGCACUGACAUGUGGCCAAAACCGGUUGGCAUGCAACUCCAAUCCACAUCGUCGCUGACUCUGCUCCCGCCGUCCUACACGUCCUUUGGUGUUUCAGCUCAGAACUGGUGCGCCAAAUGCAACGCGUCCUUUCGAAUGACUUCUGACCUGGUGUUUCACAUGAGGUCCCAUCAUAAAAAGGAAUACGCAACCGACUACCUGAACAAGAGGAGGCGGGAGGAAAAGUUGACAUGCCCGAUAUGUAAUGAAUUUUUCAGAGAGCGCCAUCAUCUAUCGCGACAUAUGACGUCUCACAAUUGACCUGCGAAUUCAAACUGAAGGAAGUGGAUUUUAAGGGCUUCCCGGCAGUCUGAACAGAAGAAGCCGGGAUGACAUUCCUUAAGGAACUGUUGUCACUUCAGAUGAGAGUGAACUCGUCUCCCUGGCCCGGGACAGUAUUACAGCAGAGGGGGAGAAGCAAUUUUAAAUAUAAAAAAAACGAAAUUGCGAUUUAUUUAGACUAAUAAAAGAAAUUAGAGUCAUGAAAAGGUGCCAAUCACAUCAAAGGUUGUACUUGUAGGAUAAUCGGUUUGAUUUGGCGAUUAAUUAACUGUACACCGCAUGGAACAACUAUGGUAAUAAGUUCCUGCUUUUGAAAAUUUAAGUUAGAGUAACGGCCAUAGAUUCUGCAGUUGAUAAAGCGACCUGCAACCUGUACAAUUAUUUCUGUUUGGAUUAUUAAUUUUGCAGAAAAUCUGUACCAGCCUCCAAUUAACGUCACAAUGCAUAUUUUCAUUCUUGAGUUAUACAGUUUGACAUUAUACAAACACAAGAAGAAGGUUCAAAUAACCAUCGGCUACACCAAACUAAUGUUUGUCUAUUUGAAUAGAUUCCAUGAUUGUGUUCGAAGUACAAACACAUGACUGUUUACUCUUGAAAACAGUCUAGUUCAUGCAGUACUCCACGACGCUGUUAAAAAAUGUUUGGGUUGCUCGUACAAAGUGCUAGCAACAAACAGUCUGCUGGAAGAACUCAGCCGGUCGAACAGCAUCUGCGGCGGGGAAGGAAUUGUCGACGUUUUGGGUCGAAACCCUGCAGCAGGACAAAGUGCUAAUGUACAGUGAAGGUUGAAGCAUCAGUGACAGGAACGUCAGACGACCCAGAGAGACCCACCCAUAUAUUCAUUAAAGGCAACACUAUAACUGCCAAUCAUACCAAAGGCGAGCGGAGCAGCAGAACCAUUGGUGGUUGGUGUUGAGGAGGCGCUGGGAACUUAUCGUUUCGCCGACUGAGUUAAAAGUUUUUUGUUAAGAAUAUUUGCAUAUCUGGCGGGUUCAAUGAUUACGAUAAAGAAUGGCAGUCUGAGUGUUCUGCUUCAUUUGUUCUCGCUUUAUAUUUUCCGGAUUCCAGUUAGAAGGAGACCCAUAUUAAACUGAGAUUUUUGUUUUGCCUUGGCACGGUGUGAAUGUUAACUGUGUUGAACGAGUUACCGCAGUAAAGUUUUAGCGACCAUUUGAAGAAGAAAUAUAUUGUCCCAGAAAUUGAGAUUAUUUCUGGGUUUGAGGAGGUAUCUUAUGAUCUGCCAUUCAGUCGGUCACAGGUCUGGUGGUUGUACAUUUUGUGUAACAAUAUGAAUCACAUUUCAAGCCACGAUUAUUGAGAGAUUUAUCAAGGAGCAAAAUGCACAAUUAUAGCUUUGUUUUCCCAUAUCAAAUAUAAUGGAGCAGAAAUCAUAA
Pristis pectinata (smalltooth sawfish) is the source of this 3166-nucleotide messenger RNA. RefSeq names its product PR domain containing 8 (gene znf488). The record is from RefSeq and is a predicted model, not a curated record. The transcript has 4 exons. Gene Ontology annotation, cellular component: nucleus. Gene Ontology annotation, biological process: regulation of DNA-templated transcription. Lineage: Eukaryota; Metazoa; Chordata; Chondrichthyes; Rhinopristiformes; Pristidae. Gene Ontology annotation, molecular function: protein binding. Bases 117 to 1751 code for a protein of 544 amino acids.